CUUGCAACACAUCAUCACAUCAUUAGGGUUUGCCAAGGCUUCUAAUCCGCUUUUAUUACGUUCCAAAUUCUGUGAAACCGAAGUAGCUUAGUUGUUUCUUUUGCACCAUGAUCAUCGCUCUCGCCCGCUCACUGCUCUUGGAGCCCCCUGAGACGACAACGGGAGAGCCAGUGGAUUCAGCUACCUUCUGGUACAGGAUUGCUAUCAGUGCCGUCCUUGUGCUUGCAGGAGGUGUAUUUGCAGGGCUGACUCUCGGGCUGAUGGGGCUCGAUGAAUUGCACCUGCGUGUCCUGGCUACGUCGUCAGAGGACUUGACGGAGAAGCGCAAUGCGCAAAAAGUAUUAAGACUGAUGCAGAGAGGUCGGCAUUGGGUAUUAGUGGUACUUCUUCUGGCCAACGUUGUCAUCAACGAAAGUUUGCCUAUCUUUCUUGAUGGUGCCAUUGGUGGCGGCAUUGCGGCCGUCGUAAUCUCUACCACAGCGAUAGUUAUUUUUGGAGUUAUUCCGCAGGCUGUUAGCGUCAGAUAUGGCCUCGCAAUUGGCGCACGAUGUGCCCCUUUCGUGCUCUGCCUUAUGUAUUUGUUUGCUCCUAUCGCAUACCCUACUGCGAAGCUCCUCGAUUACGUUCUAGGCCAGAAUGAGGGCCAUACGUACAAGAAGGCUGAACUCAAAUCUUUUCUGCAGUUCCAUCGCACGGGAGAGGAACCACUACGGGAUGACGAAAUCAGUAUAUUGAAUGGUGUGCUCGAGCUCAAUACGAAGAAUGUGGAGACGAUCAUGACGCCCAUCAAGGACGUUGUAACGCUGAGCUCAGACACCAUUCUUGAUCACAACACAGUGGACGCAAUCCUCACAAGUGGCUACUCACGCUUUCCUAUACAUGAACCCGGGAAUCCACUAGCAUUCCAAGGGCUUCUACUCAUCAAAAAGUUGCUGGUAUACGACCCAGCGCAGGCUCUCCCAGUCUCGGAUUUCAAGCUCUCCAUUCUUCCCGAAGCACAUCCCAGUAUAAAUUGUUUCCAGGCGCUAGAUUACUUUCAAACGGGACGUGCCCACUUAUUACUGGUUAGCCGGACACCUGGAUUAGCAGGUGGUGGAAUUGGAGUGAUCACACUCGAAGACAUCAUUGAGGAGAUCAUAUCAGAAGAAAUUGUGGAUGAAACAGAUCGAUACGAGGAUAAUCAGAGUAAAAGACGUGCGAGACGAAUCACUACGGCUACUGUAAUGCGCGGGAUUGUGGAGCGAGAACGAAGUCUAACGCGAGUGCCGUCCUCCGACCGGAUACCCCUGUUGCGCGAUACACCUUUCACGCCAUCCACUCCGCGUUCUGAUCUCAACCAUCCGAUUCCUCGUUACGGUGCCAUACUCAGCCAGUCCCCAAGAACAUAAAAAUUGCAACCAUAUUCAUAGGGCGUACGCUGCCGGAUUUUGUCGUAGUUAUUGGAUGAAUCUGUUUGUUUCAGUAUCUUGACUCGUCGCUUUGUGUAAUGCUCGUCAAAAGCCAUCAUCAGUACAUCGACCGACUAUCACUGUCUCCAGUUACUCAUUUAGUUUCGUUCUCUCUUAUUUCUUACCCUACAGUAUACAAACUGUUGUAUAUCUACUUGUAGGGCAGUUGAUUUUUUCCCCACCGAGUAUAACUUUAGUUUGGCCAGUAACCCCAUGAUAUCAUUGCCAUUGACCCAAAGCCGAUAUGCACCAAGACUGUAUGCCAAUGAUAUCCGGAGAACUUAUUUCAAAA
Suillus discolor is the source of this 1740-nucleotide messenger RNA. RefSeq lists its product as uncharacterized. The transcript has 16 exons. The coding region runs from base 108 to 1388 and encodes 426 amino acids. Gene Ontology annotation, biological process: magnesium ion homeostasis. Lineage: Eukaryota; Fungi; Basidiomycota; Agaricomycetes; Boletales; Suillaceae. The record is from RefSeq and is a predicted model, not a curated record. Gene Ontology annotation, cellular component: intracellular membrane-bounded organelle.